AUGGACAGCAGCGAUACGCCUAUUGGAAUGCAGAAUGUGGGUUACUUGACGAUAUGUCUCUCGCCAUCUCACAAACUGUCGUACGCGGAUAUGGAGAGGCUGCAAAAGAAGGCGGAGCCACGAUGUGCUAUGUCACAGGUUCUGAUGCACAUGACCUAUGAAAUCAAAGGUAAUUGUAUUGAACGAGUGAUUUAUAGCGUUUACGAAAUUGGGGUGCAGCCGUUGACACUCCUGCAGUUGAAAGUGGACAACCUCGUUGAUAUUAUGGAUGGCUUCACAAAGUUGUCAAAUGUUUUUGAGCGGAAUGUGUCGCUGACGGGGGCGUUUCCAGUGAGUGUGGAUGAAGAGAAGCAAGUCGACACGGUCAACUUGCAAAGUGCUCGUCAACAGGAAUUGGAAGUGCUCGCUCGAGAAAAGGCAAGUUUAACCAAGUGUAUUCUUGAGCUUAAUAGGAAGUUGUGA
Messenger RNA from Leishmania braziliensis MHOM/BR/75/M2904, 462 nucleotides. RefSeq lists its product as hypothetical. NCBI's taxonomy places the organism in Eukaryota, Euglenozoa, Kinetoplastea, Trypanosomatida, Trypanosomatidae. Bases 1 to 462 code for a protein of 153 amino acids. The transcript has a single exon. The record is from RefSeq and is a predicted model, not a curated record.